Molecule: messenger RNA, 1533 nt
Organism: Arachis stenosperma
Lineage: Eukaryota; Viridiplantae; Streptophyta; Magnoliopsida; Fabales; Fabaceae
Product: cold-responsive protein kinase 1-like
Exons: 6
Coding region: 131-556 (141 amino acids)
Biological process (GO): protein phosphorylation
Molecular function (GO): protein kinase activity; ATP binding
Source: RefSeq, a predicted model, not a curated record
AGAACACUGUAAUUUGAAUUAUUUGUUUGUUUUUCAGCACAUACUCUCGUGACAAAUAGUUAUGUUUCGCUGAGGAUUGGAUAUUAAUGUUGUUGAGUUUUGAUGCUGAAGUUGGUUGAGUUUGUUUGUGAUGAGUUGUUUCUCUCUUCUUUGUGGAAGAAAGGGGUCUUCUUCGGCGGCGCAACCAACCGGAGCUGAUAUAGAUCUUUCUAGCUUUAAGAACAUCAAUCUCUACACAUACAAGGAAUUGCAGAUUGCGACAGAAAAUUUUAGUCCUGCAAAUAAGAUAGGGGAGGGAGGUUUCGGAUCGGUAUAUAAGGGAAAGUUGGGAGAUGGUACUCUGGCUGCUAUUAAGGUUUUGUCAGCUGAAUCUAAACAAGGAGUCAAAGAGUUCUUGACGGAAAUCGAGGUGAUUUCUACUAUAGAGCAUGAGAAUCUAGUUAAGUUGUAUGGUUGCUGUGUGGAAAGGAACCAGAGGAUUUUGGUAUAUGGCUAUCUUGAGAAUAACAGCCUAGCACAAACACUUGGUGGUGGAGGCCAUAGUAGCUUGUACUAAAGCUGGCAUACACGGAGGAACAUUUGCAUCUGCAUUGCGCGGGGUCUUGAAUUUCUUCAUCAUGAAGUUGAGCCACAUAUUAUCCAUAGAGACAUUAAAGCUAGCAAUAUAUUACUUGACAAAGACUUGCAGCCCAAAAUUUCGGAUUUCGGUCUAGCAAGGCUUAUUCCGGCAAACAUUACCCAUAUUAGUACCCUUGUUGCUGGCACAGCUGGCUAUCUAGCACCUGAAUAUGCGAUACGAAGUCAAGUGACAAGAAAAUCAGAUGUCUACAGUUUUGGAGUUCUGCUAUUAGAAAUUGUUAGCGGAAGGUGUAACACAAAUAGACGUUUACCUGCAAAAGAAAGGUAUCUACACACAAAGGCUUGGGAUUUGUAUGAGAGGGGGGAGCUGGAGAGUUUGGUUGAUUCCUCGCUAGCCGGCGACUUUGAUGUGGAGGAGGCGAUAAGGUUUUGCAAGAUUGGUCUCAUUUGCAUUCAGGAUUCUCUUCAGCUCCGGCCUUCAAUGUCCACUGUGCACGACAUGCUGAUAGGCAAAACAGAUGUCAAUGAGAAGAUGAUGUCAAAACCAGGCUUACUAUUUGAGUUUGUGGAAUCGAAAGAUCAAGGAAAACAGAAAGGCAAGGUUGAAGAAAUUGAAGUGGAAAAUACAUCUUUGAUGGCUAUGACUAGUUCAGAAAGGAAAGAUGAUUUGGAAAGUUCAUCUUUUUCAGGAAGCACAGGAUCUUAUGCUACAAUGACCUUCACUUCAAUUUAUGAUAGAUGAUGGAAGCAAUUAAGCUCCCUAUUGCUUGACCCUUUUGUGUCUUCAAUGAUUUGUGGAGAUACAAAUUACUGUAUGCAAUUUUGCACUAAAUAUUCUUCUAUUGUUUAUAGAUCAUAAUCAAUGAUUCCAUUUAGGAAAUUACAGAACAGAUUUGUAUAGGGUUAGUCAGUGAUUUAAAUAAAAAGUGCUUUAAUUUUGGUUUUUCAUGUUUA